This is a messenger RNA of Austrofundulus limnaeus, 3340 nucleotides long. It is a transcript of the gene polr1b, whose product is annotated as RNA polymerase I subunit B. Gene Ontology annotation, cellular component: nucleus. Lineage: Eukaryota; Metazoa; Chordata; Actinopteri; Cyprinodontiformes; Rivulidae. Gene Ontology annotation, biological process: DNA-templated transcription. Gene Ontology annotation, molecular function: DNA-directed RNA polymerase activity; DNA binding; ribonucleoside binding. The record is from RefSeq and is a predicted model, not a curated record.
AAGUACUUCCGGUGUCAGCAUAUCCAUGCGGUAAACAAGCCCCACGCGAGCCCCGGCAGCACAGCAAACAUGACGGAGCUUUCAGCGAAGUGGAGCAGUUUACCUGCAGAACCGAGCCUGAAGAACCUGACAGACGGGGAGUUCGGUAAACUAAACGAGAACCAGGACCCCGCGAUCCAGGACCUGACCAGAGCCCACCUCGAGUCCUUCGACCAGGCGGUGACUGACGGGCUCAGCCGGGUCGUGCAGGCCAUCCCUCCUUUAGAGUUCAUGUGUAAAACCGACAAGGUGAGCCUCUCAUUUGUGGAUGCAACCAUCCAGAGCCCGGCGGUCGGGAAGGGCAGCGUCUGCACCGAGAUGAAGGUGUUCCCGGCAGAGUGUCGAGGAAGAAGAUGUACUUACCGGGGAAAGCUGGUGGCCGACAUCAGCUGGUCCAUCAACGGGGUCCCUAAAGGCAUCAUCAAGCAGUACCUGGGCCAGCUGCCUGUCAUGGUGAAGUCCAGGCUGUGCAACCUGCAUGGCAUGUCCCCCACAGAGCUGGUCAGGCAUCACGAGGAGGCCGAGGAAAUGGGCGGUUACUUCAUCGUGAACGGGAUCGAGAAGGUCAUCCGGAUGCUGAUCAUGCCCCGCAGGAACUACCCCAUCGCCGUGUCCAGGCCCAAGUGGAGAAGCCGGGGUCAGGGCUACACGCAGUACGGCGUGUCCAUCCGCUGCGUGAAGGAGGAGCACACGGCCAUCAACAUGAACCUCCACUACCUGGAGAACGGGAUGGUGAUGGUGAACUUCAUCUACCAGAAGGAGCUCUUCUUCCUCCCAUUAGGCUUCGCCCUGAAGGCCCUUGUGGACUUCACAGACUUCCAGAUCUACCAGGAGCUGAUCAAAGGCCGUGAGGACAACUCCUUCUAUAAGACCUGCGUGUCCGAGAUGCUGCGCGUCGUGGCAGAGGAAGGCUGCACGACCCGCAGCAAGGUGCUGGACUACCUUGGCGAGCACUUCAGGGUCAAACUGAACCUGCCUGAGUGGUACACGAACCAAGAGUGCGCCAACGUCCUGCUGGACGAGUGCGUCUGUAUCCACCUGAAGUCGGACUUGGAGAAGUUCUACCUGCUUUGUCUCAUGACCCGGAAGCUUUUCAGCUUCGCCAAGCAGGAGUGCAUGGAGGAGAACCCCGACAGCAUCAUGUGUCAUGAAGUGCUCACUCCUGGUCAGCUGUACCUGAUGUUCAUGAAGGAACGCCUGACGUCCUGGUUGGUGUCGGUGAAACUGUCCUUUGAAAAACGAGGAUCCAAACUGUCUGACGCCUGGAGCACAGAGAAAGUGAUCAAGAUGUUGAACAUGGGCUCAGACCUGACCAAAGCUUUUGAGUACCUGCUGGCCACCGGGAACCUCCACUCCAAGACCGGUCUCGGGAUGCUGCAGAGCACCGGUCUCUCUGUCGUCGCAGACAAGCUGAACUUCAUCCGGUACCUGUCGCACUUCCGCUGCGUGCACCGAGGAGCCGCCUUCGCCAAGAUGAGGACCACCUCGGUCCGGAAGCUGCUGCCCGAGUCCUGGGGCUUCCUGUGUCCGGUCCACACUCCGGACGGGGAGCCGUGUGGACUCAUGAACCACAUGACCGCCAGCUGUGAGAUCGUGGCAGCCGUGGCUCUCACCACAACCCUGCCGGCUCUGCUCUGUUCCCUCGGUAAGCAGACGAUGGGUUUUCCUCUGCACUCCUUCACGGAUCGCUCCGAUAACAAGCUGUACCGGCUGCUGACCCCCCAGAGCCCACUGGUCAGGCCCUGCAUGUACGACCGUUACAGCCUGGACAACUACCCCAGUGGCACCAACGCCAUCGUCGCCGUCAUAUCGUACACGGGCUACGACAUGGAGGACGCCAUGAUCGUGAACAAGUCGUCGUGGGAAAGAGGCUUCGCCCACGGAAGCAUCUACAAGACGGAGUUGGUGGACCUGGGGGACAAGGUGCGGGGCGAGGACAGCGUCGUGUUCGGGAACAAGCCGGGAGACCCCAAGGUGAACGGGAAGCUGGACUCUGACGGGCUGCCUUACAUCGGAUCGCUGCUCCAGUAUGGAGAUCCGUUCUACAGCUACAUCAACCUGAACACCGGUCAAACCUUCGUCACCUUCUACAAGAGCCACGAGGCCUGCUUUGUGGACAACAUAAAGAUCUGCAGCAACGACUCCGGCUCGGGUCGUUUCAAACGCGUCUGCAUCACGGUCCGGAUGCCACGGAACCCCACCAUCGGUGACAAGUUCGCCAGCCGCCARGGUCAGAAGGGCAUCCUGAGCCGCCUGUGGCCCGCCGAGGACAUGCCGUUCACGGAGAGCGGCAUGUCCCCGGACAUCCUGUUCAACCCCCACGGCUUCCCGUCCAGGAUGACCAUCGGCAUGCUGAUCGAGAGCAUGGCGGGGAAGUCCGGCGCCCUGCACGGCCUGAGCCACGAUGCCACGCCCUUCACCUUCUCCGAGGAGAGCUCGGCGCUGGAGUACUUCGGCGAGAUGCUGCGCGCCGGCGGCUACAACUACUACGGCACGGAGCGGCUGUACAGCGGGCUGAGCGGGCAGGAGCUGGAGGCGGACAUCUUCAUCGGCGUGGUCUACUACCAGCGCCUGCGCCACAUGGUCUCCGACAAGUUCCAGGUGAGGACCACCGGGCUGCGGGACAAGGUGACCAAUCAGCCCGUGGGGGGCAGGAACGUCCAGGGGGGCAUCCGCUUUGGGGAGAUGGAGCGCGACGCCCUGCUGGCUCACGGCUCGUCCUUCCUGCUCCACGACCGCCUCUUCAACUGCUCGGACCGCUCGGUGGCUCAGGUGUGCGUGGACUGCGGCAGCCUCCUGUCCCCGCUGCUGGAGAAACCGCCCCCCUACUGGUCCUCCACCUGCCACAGGAAGACCACCUGCACCCUGUGCGGCAAGAGCGACUCCAUCGACUCGGUGUCRGUCCCGUACGUCUUCCGCUACUUUGUGGCCGAGCUCGCAGCGAUGAACAUCAAAGUCAGGUUAGACGUUAAGUGAAGCUUUCCACGAGGACAGAAAACUCACUGAACUGUGAACAACUCCAGCCUUGAUGUCCGUACACUCACCUGUCCAGGUAUAUCACACCUGUCCAGGUAUAUCUCACCUGUCCAGGUAUAUCUCACCUGUCCAGGUAUAUCUCACCUGUCCAGGUAUACCACACCUGUCCAGGUAUAUUACACUUUUCCUGGUUUAUAACACCUGUCCAGGUUUAUCAUACCUGUCUAGGUUUGACUCACCUGGAGUCACCUGUCCAGGUUAAGAUGUCUGAGCUUUUAUAUGUUGAUGUUGUUCUAGAUGUCAAAUAAAAAUGCUUCUAUUUGUA